Messenger RNA from Neltuma alba, 1309 nucleotides. RefSeq names its product senescence-associated protein SPA15, chloroplastic. The transcript has 4 exons. Lineage: Eukaryota; Viridiplantae; Streptophyta; Magnoliopsida; Fabales; Fabaceae. Gene Ontology annotation, biological process: cellular response to oxidative stress; leaf senescence. Bases 294 to 836 code for a protein of 180 amino acids. The record is from RefSeq and is a predicted model, not a curated record. Gene Ontology annotation, cellular component: chloroplast.
UACUCUUCUUCAUCUCCGACUCAGUGUUAAUGGCCCCUCUCUUUAUUCAUUGUUGGCCCUUCAGCUAGCCAUCCUCGCCUCGCAUCUCUCUUCCUUUCACACUACAUCUAGCUCCUAUUACUUUCGCACCUUUCGUCUUCGUUUUUCCCUUCCCAGGAAAUUGCAUUUCAUUCAAAUGCCUUUCUAGGCAUGGUAAGUUAUUUAUCGAGCUUGCAUUCUUGAAUAGAGUUGAGAACCCGAGAUACUUAAAGUGCAUUGAAGGCUAAGCCUAUCUGUUCUUAUCUUGAUGUCAGAUGGCACUUACUGCAAACAAGACUGCAAUGGAUUCUGUUCUGGCUCAUCAAACAACUCUUUGUAGAUAUCAUGAGAAGCAGAAUCUUUUCUCACCAACGAUAAACAGAAUGCACCUUUCAAGAAAUGGAAUGGGACACGGGCUUCCAGCAGAAGGAUCGACCUUAUUUAAUGAGGGGAUUCAGUGUUUAAAUGGAAAACCAUUUAGAUUUAUCUCUAAGAAGCCUUUUCUCUUGUGCAAAUCGUCAAGAGUAAAUAAUACUGAAGAGAAAGGAUGUGAUACAACUUAUGAUGAUGUCGCAGAUAUUACUGGUUCACAUACUAAAGCCAGGAAAGGCAACCACAUUCCUUCCGGUCAGGCCUUCGCUGGAGCUUGUAGAUUUGCUCAUGAAGAUGCAAAGUUUUGGAAUGAAAGGGCUCGUAGUGACAUCUCCUUGCUCUCAUGUGGCAUGAUGACUUUGGAAGCUCGUGCACGCCAAGAUGUUGCUUUUCUUGGGACAGAAUUUCUCAAGCUUGAUGGUUGUAGCUUAUUUACCUUCUUCUAAUCAUGCUAUUUAUUCUCAUUAAGCUUCCUGUCAUGUAUUUCAUCUCACAGGAAUAACCCUUUUGUCUGCUGUAGUCAUAGUUGAAAUACACGCCCAAUAUUUGAUUUCUACACAUGGGGGUUCAUGUGUGUGUGUUGUGUGUGUGGGAAUAUGUGUCUUGAUAGGAAUAUUUUGGAGAGUAAUAUCCAAAAACUUUCUACUCUUGCCUCCAUUAUUUUGUUGAACAAUCUCCAACCCACCACAAUGAUACCAAACGAUAAAAAUCUCUAAGAGAGCGAUACCUCAAAAGCCAGAUCAUAAUGAUGGGGAGCUUAAGCUCUCUGUAAGCCCCACAUCAGAAUCCCAUAUUUCUGAUGUGGGACUCAAGUUCCCAAUUCCCAUACCUCACAUGUCUCUGAUUUUGUUUUAUAUGUAGUUGCUUUUGGGUCACUGGGGAAUAUCAGAAUUAAAAUAAAAACUAGAUAAUUCUACUA